Messenger RNA from Magallana angulata, 3072 nucleotides. RefSeq lists its product as uncharacterized. The transcript is spliced from 4 exons. Gene Ontology annotation, cellular component: nucleoplasm; chromatin. Bases 145 to 1938 code for a protein of 597 amino acids. Gene Ontology annotation, biological process: positive regulation of DNA-templated transcription. NCBI's taxonomy places the organism in Eukaryota, Metazoa, Mollusca, Bivalvia, Ostreida, Ostreidae. The record is from RefSeq and is a predicted model, not a curated record. Gene Ontology annotation, molecular function: zinc ion binding; ubiquitin-protein transferase activity.
GCUCGGGAUAUCAUCAAGUACUAGUAUGUAAUAGUUCAUAGGUUAUACCAGUCUGUAGAAUGUAACAGUUGAUGGUCUCUUUACAGGUUCCCUGUGUCUGACUGUGCUGUGUACUGAGAGGUCAAAGAGAGAAUAUAUGUGAUUAUGACCCAGACCCCCCACAUCAUGGACACAGCAAGCUCCCAAUACAUCACAGCAAGCUCCCCAUACCGAGUACAUCUGUGUUCUAAGUGUCCGGGGGACACAGCGUACUAUUGUGUAUCGUGUCCAUGUGAUCUGUGUCCCCAGUGUAAAGAGAACCAUGUAAAAGAUCUCCAAACAAUAGACCAUGAUGUUGUGUUACACCGUGAUAAAAUCAACUACAUCCCAACACAAGAGAUCUGUGUGAGACAUCCUAGCCAUGUUUAUACAAAGUACUGUGAACCUUGUCGAGUUCCUGUGUGUGAUUCUUGUUUCGAGGACCAAUUGCACCGAUUCAGAAGUUUUCUCUAUGGCCAAGGACAGCACGAAAUACUGGAUUUACAAACAGCCUAUAAAACAAAGCGACAACAACACAGAGGAACCAUUCACACCAUCAGAAGUGAGGCUCUCUUUUACAGACCUGUUCUCCUGACAGGAAUCAAAGCUGAUGUCAAAACCUGUCACACAGAAUUAUCCCGCCUUCAAUCAGAGAUGUUAACAAAGGCCCAGAACCUGAAGGAUCUCAUUGACGAUGUGGUAUAUGAUCUAUUGAACAAUGUGUUUUGUGACUUUGAUUUCAAACACAGAUGUAAAAAACAGAAGAUAGAAAUGAUCAGACAUAUUGGCAGACUAAGGAGAUAUGAACACAGAUAUGUACAGCCAGCAUUCACAUUCAGUGCACUACAAUUCCUCUCCUUCACAAAGACAGCCCUCCCCCAGAUACAUCUUACACUCCACACCAGCCAGCUCUCCAUGACUGAGUCACUCAACAAGGAGGAUGUGAUGGAGUCACUGAGUGCAAUCCAAAUCACAGAGAGAGGAAACCGACGCGUAGGAAACCAGUGUCUGCUGAAACUGACGUCUGGUGCUGAGCUCCAUCAAUCUCUCACACUGACAGGUGUUGGUCGUUGUUAUCACAUUUCCUGUGUGACAUCAGACCGGGUCUGGGUCAGUGAUAGAAACAAUCUCAUGUUGACAGACACAACAGGUGUCCCUCUACAUCGUGUGGAGGAUUCAUUGAGUGGUGUAGGAUCACACACAGUGAACAGUGAGAGUGAACUGAUUUAUAUAGAUAGGAAUUAUAACAUCAACAAACUGUCAAAGGAUAUGAAAACAACCACCACAUUUAUAGAGAGAACAGACUCUACAUGGGGACCACAGUGUGUGUACUGGUCCCCGUCCACUGGGGAUCUACUGGUCGGGAUGUAUAACUAUGAUACAAACACAGGCAAGGUAACCCGGUACAACCAGAGUGGACAACUCACACAAACCAUACAGAACAAUAACACAGGACAGGGACUGUAUAGGAUACCUCUCUAUAUAACAGAGAACAACAAUGGGGAUGUCGUGGUGUCUGACUAUAGCGUUAUCUCUGUGUCUGGUGCUGUAGUGGUGACAGAGCGUGGAGGAAGACAUCGUUUCUCCUACACAGGACAUCCAUCAGGAUCACGACUACUGCCAUGUGGAAUCUGUACUGACCCGCUGUCACACAUCCUGGUGUGUGAUGGUAGAACCAAAACAGUACAGAUGAUAAAUAAGGACGGUCAGUUCCUGUCACAUCUACUGACAACAUCACAAGAGAUGGGUAGACCACUGGGCCUGAGUUAUGAUGUCAACACUCACCGUCUCUGGGUCGGAUCAUGGUUCAACAACAAGGUGUGUGUCUACAGGUAUAUCACCAGACAGGACGCUCUGACAGAUCAACACACACCCCGUCCUGAUGAGGACGCCAUGUCCAGCUCAACACCAGCCGUAUAAUGGAGAUAGCUGGGAUAUUGACAGACAAGCUGCUUUUAGAACGCCUUCAGGCCAGUUCAGGGGGAGACAGUAGAAAACCUUCCCGGAUUACCCAUAAUUCCAAUGGAAAUAAUGCGUGGUCAAUGGACUCUGUUUUACUGAAUGUGAACUUUAUAUAAAUAAUGCGUCGUCAAUGGACUUGGUUUUUCUGAAAGUAAACUCAACAUAAAUAAUGCAACAUCAAUGGACUCUGUUUCUGUGUACAUGGAUUUAACAUUUAUGUGUUCGUCAUCCUUUUUAUUAUUUUUACAUUUGUACUAUAUGUGUGUUUUACAUAAUAAGCUCCUGAGAUCUCUUAUAAAUCUCUGCUGUACUUUGGUGCUGGGACAGAGAUAUCCCUUAGAAAUGUGACGAAUGUGUGAUGAAUUUUUUUUUAGUUUUGAUUUGCACACAAGAAAUUGAUUAAAAAACACAUGCAAAGGGGGGUAACUCCAAUUUGUAUUUUUCAAUUUGAAAUGAAAGAAAGUUAUCCCCCUUCUACUAAUGUUUUCUAGAGAUAUCUGUAUUUUAUGCUGUUGAUCCCUGACAUUUUUUUGUAGGAGAGUUUAUUGAGUACAGUGGCGUCGGAAGCACAUUUCUCCCUCAUAAAAAAUGUUAUAUUGAUCAGGUAGAUGGAAAAUUCAUGUUUAUGUAAAUAGUUUUGGAGGAAUAUUGUGACCAAGUUUAAGUUUACUGAUUUUCUUUUGUAUUCAGCUUACCAUGAAAUACAUACUACUUAUAUACAAAUGAUGUUUGGUGAGUCGUAGCAAUCUGUAGAUAGGACUCAAUAAAUGUGAAGAAAUUCACUAUCAGAUUGACUGCUGAUUAAAGUGCUAAUCAAUGAUUUAUUUAUUCCUAGAUUGACAGAUUUUUUAAAUGUAAUAUAUAUUGUUUUAUUAAAGUGUAUAUAAAAACUACAUUGUAUAUCAAUUUUAAUUAGUAAGCAUUUUAAUAAAAAUACGUUGAGCUUUUGAUAAAAAGAUACGCCCAUUUAUAAUUGGAACACAGAUGCUUAUUAUGUACAAAUCGCGGAAUUAACAGCCUCCAUGUAUCUAUGCAUUAAUGCGUCAUUACAUCAGAAUUAGAUAUGUAUCGUAUUCAUCAUCCCACUGAGAU